Messenger RNA from Pteropus alecto (black flying fox), 1329 nucleotides. RefSeq names its product neuromedin B receptor (gene NMBR). Gene Ontology annotation, biological process: bombesin receptor signaling pathway. Gene Ontology annotation, molecular function: bombesin receptor activity. Gene Ontology annotation, cellular component: membrane. The coding region runs from base 121 to 1293 and encodes 390 amino acids. The transcript has 3 exons. The record is from RefSeq and is a predicted model, not a curated record. NCBI's taxonomy places the organism in Eukaryota, Metazoa, Chordata, Mammalia, Chiroptera, Pteropodidae.
CCGUGGGCAGUAAACUUGUCCCAGCCAGAGGGAAAUCCAGUGUACCCGAAUCGUGUGCGUUCCACGUUUUAGGGCAACUGGGCGCACGAUAACUCCAGCGACUCUCCUAGAAAGGACACCAUGCCCCCCAAGUCUCUUUGCAAUCUCUCCCAGACCUCCGGCACGAAUUACAGCGGUGCAGUUCCCGGGGUGUGGGACAGCGAUUUCCUGCCCGCCCCCGACGGGACCACCGCCGAGUUAGUGAUCCGCUGUGUGAUCCCGUCCCUCUAUCUGUUCAUCAUCACGGUGGGCUUGCUGGGCAAUAUCAUGCUGGUGAAGAUCUUCAUCACCAACAGCGCCAUGAGGAGUGUCCCCAACAUCUUCAUCUCCAGCCUGGCCGCCGGGGACGUGCUGCUGCUGCUCACCUGUGUCCCGGUGGAUGCUUCGCGCUACUUCUUUGACGAGUGGAUGUUCGGGAAGGUGGGCUGCAAACUGAUCCCUGUCAUCCAGCUCACCUCCGUGGGAGUAUCCGUGUUCACUCUCACUGCCCUCAGCGCCGACAGGUACAGAGCCAUUGUAAACCCCAUGGACAUCCAGACUUCGGAGGCGGUGCUGUGGACUUGUGUGAAGGCCGUGGGUAUCUGGGUAGUCUCUGUGCUGUUGGCUGUUCCAGAAGCGGUGUUUUCAGAAGUAGCGAGCAUUGAUAGCUUGGGUAAUGGCAGCUUCACAGCCUGCAUACCCUACCCUCAGACUGAUGAAUUACAUCCGAAGAUUCAUUCAGUGCUCAUCUUCCUGGUCUAUUUCGUCAUACCCCUUGCUAUUAUUAGUGUUUAUUAUUAUCAUAUUGCAAAGACCUUAAUUAAAAGUGCACAUAAUCUUCCCGGAGAAUACAAUGAACAUACCAAAAAGCAGAUGGAAACGCGGAAACGCCUGGCUAAAAUUGUGCUGGUCUUCGUGGGCUGCUUUUUCUUCUGUUGGUUUCCAAAUCACAUCCUCUAUAUGUAUAGGUCUUUCAACUAUAAAGAGAUUGACCCAUCUCUAGGCCACAUGCUUGUCACCUUAGUUGCCCGGGUUCUGAGCUUUUGCAAUUCCUGUGUCAAUCCAUUUGCUCUCUAUCUACUCAGUGAAAGCUUCAGAAGGCAUUUCAAUAGCCAGCUCUGUUGUGGGAGGAAGUCCUAUCCAGAGAGAUCAACCAGCUACUUAGUCAGUUCUUCUGCAGUGCGUAUGACAUCUCUGAAAAACAAUGCUAAGAAUGUGGGGACUAAUUCUGUUUUACUAAAUGGGCACAGCGUGAAGCAGGAAAUGGCCCUGUGAUUUUGGCCAUUCAACUCACUACCUGGAAAGAACUUA